CGCCUCCUCCAUUGGCCAAGGCUGGUGCCGGCCUCCACCUAUUUAAAGAGGACAAGAGACCCCCUUCACAGUUGAGCCCACACAGACCACACAGGCAGGUCUCACCUUGACAAGAGAGCCUUCAAGAUGCCAAACUGGGGAGGAGGAGCCAAAUGUGGAGCCUGUGAAAAGACUGUCUACCACGCGGAAGAAAUCCAGUGCAAUGGGAGGAGCUUCCAUAAGACCUGCUUCCACUGCAUGGCCUGCAGGAAGGCUCUGGACAGCACCACAGUUGCCGCUCACGAGUCGGAGAUCUACUGCAAGGUCUGCUACGGGCGUAGGUACGGGCCCAAAGGGAUCGGAUUCGGACAAGGCGCAGGCUGCCUGAGCACCGACACGGGCGAGCAUCUUGGCCUCCACUUCCAAGAGUCCCCCAAAGCGGCACGCUCAGCUACCAGCAGCAACCCUUCCAAGUUCACAGCAAAGUUUGGGGAGUCAGAGAAGUGCCCUCGAUGUGGGAAGUCAGUCUACGCGGCUGAGAAGGUCAUGGGAGGUGGCAAGCCUUGGCACAAGACCUGUUUCCGCUGUGCCAUCUGUGGGAAGAGUUUAGAGUCCACGAACGUCACCGACAAAGACGGGGAACUUUAUUGCAAAGUUUGCUAUGCCAAAAAUUUUGGCCCUACCGGCAUUGGGUUUGGAGGCCUUACACAACAGCCGGAAAAGAAGGAGUGAACCAGGUCUCUCUCAGCCUACGGCAUCUGCCAGAGAGGCCGUCCUGACCGACACCCUUCUCCAAACAGCCUCUCCUCUGUAGCGGGAUAUGAUGUCCUCUUCUGUCUUCCUAACGUUGGUAGAAAAUCAUUUGACUUUUAAUCUGUAACAGAAUGCUUUCUUGUUUGAUACGUGGGGUGGGAGAGGCAAUAAAUGUUUUAGUGGUA
Messenger RNA from Echinops telfairi (small Madagascar hedgehog), 917 nucleotides. It is a transcript of the gene CSRP3, whose product is annotated as cysteine and glycine rich protein 3. The record is from RefSeq and is a predicted model, not a curated record. Gene Ontology annotation, biological process: cardiac muscle contraction; sarcomere organization; muscle tissue development. Bases 127 to 711 code for a protein of 194 amino acids. Gene Ontology annotation, cellular component: Z disc; nucleus; cytoplasm. NCBI's taxonomy places the organism in Eukaryota, Metazoa, Chordata, Mammalia, Afrosoricida, Tenrecidae. The transcript is spliced from 6 exons. Gene Ontology annotation, molecular function: actinin binding; structural constituent of muscle.